Messenger RNA from Laccaria bicolor S238N-H82, 1299 nucleotides. RefSeq lists its product as uncharacterized. The record is from RefSeq and is a predicted model, not a curated record. The transcript has 4 exons. The coding region runs from base 1 to 1299 and encodes 432 amino acids. NCBI's taxonomy places the organism in Eukaryota, Fungi, Basidiomycota, Agaricomycetes, Agaricales, Hydnangiaceae.
AUGCCCUCUCACCUAGCUCAAUUCCAAUUUCCCCAAGGAUAUGGUGAAGCCCCGAUGACAGUGUACCAAGCGGAAGGCAUCAUUGCCUCAAUCCCAGGAGUCACCGACAAGAUCGUCAACUGGUUUAAAGGGGAAUACCGCCAGGCGAACUCCUCUGAUAGGCUCAAGAAGGAGGUAAUGAUGCGGCAAAUGAUGCAAUAUUACAUUAGUGCUCUGAAAACGACGGGGAAGGACAAAACCACCGACCUUGAACCCCUCGUGGUUCGAAUUCUUCAAGAGGCCCUCCGAAUUCAAGAGGGCUCUUUUAACUGGGCAGUUAUCGCCGAACCCCCUGCUAAACCGAUCUACGAAGAUUUCCUCGCCGCAUGGGAUGCCCCCGGCGACGAUGAGCCCGAAGUCGUCACCAAACCAUCUAAUCCUCAGGAGAAUGCGAAGGGGAAGGGCCGUGAGACUGGGACACCCGUGGAUGAAACUCCGAAGCACACCACCCGAGGAGCCAAACGUAAAUUGGAGGAGGAGGAGGACGCCGAGGUGGAAGGAGAAGAAGAAGAAGAAGAAGAAGAAGACGAGGAGGAGGGGGAGGAGGGGGAAGAGCAGAAGCGGGAUGAGGGGCCGAAGAAAAGGUUGACGGGGGCGACGAAGAGAGUGAGGAUCAAGUCCGCGGCGGAGGUGAAUUCCGGGGAUGAGGGAGGUGAUGGUGGCAAUCGUUCCACCCCAAAGCGGCCUCAUCCAGAUGGGGUUUGCCAGGCAUGUAGGAAUGCGGGGCAAGUUUGUCUCCUCAGUGUCUCAGGUCGAACUGCUUGCGACCGAUGCAACGGGCGGAAGGAAAGGUGUAGUCUGACCAAGGGUAGAGGGGGUGAGAAAGGCGAAUCGACAACCAAGGGUAGCGGUGAGAAGGGGGAAUCCGCGAAAAAGGCUGAGCCGAAGAAAUCGGGCAAGAAGCCCACCCUCCCCACGAAGCCCUCUUCGUCGGGAUUGAAGCCGUCGGGAUCCAAGUUGACUGGAACCCAUCUUCUCGGGGAGAAGAUGACGGUAUUCAGCAAUCCCAACUUCGAGGGGAUUUCACCAAUUCCACCGAAGUCGAUUGGGGAGCUCGCGGGGGACAGGGGACAGUCUGAGCCAAGUGUCAGGGUGAGGAGGCGGAGAAGUGAAUCCGUUCGAGAGGGAAGCAUACGGCCUGGACAUGACCAGGAAAUUCCAAGUAUUUCAUUCACUGGGUUAGGUGUAUUCAUUGCCUUUUUCAUAAUUAAUGGAAUUUUCGGCGCUUUCAUUGCUUUUUUCAUAAUCAAUCCAGUGUAA